AUGAGCUACUCUUAAGAGUUCUCUCCUUUGUCUAUGAAAGAAGAGAUAUUUUUUUAAAACGAAACAGAAUCUACCUCCUUAGAAUAACAAUUGCAAAUUGCUAAUGAGAAAGUCAUAUAACUUAUGCAAUAUUAAUAACAAUUAAGUGAAGAACUAGAGCAUUUGCAUUAUAAAUAUAGAGAGACAUAAUAAGAGAACGAGAUGCUCUCAAAUUAAUUACGCUAAGGUCCAGAUGAAGCUAAAUUUCUUAAUUGUGUUCUCGAUAUGGUUCGUGUAUGCCACCCUCAGGACAAACCAAUUACCUUGAAAUAUGCAUGGAAAUGGUUAAAAUAUGUUGUCGACGAUUAUAUUGAAUUAAGGAAAAGAACCAAAAGUUCGAAUACAUAGAGUGAAGUAUUCAAAAAUCCCAAAAAAAACUCAAUUGUCGUAGGUGAUUUACUAAGAAAGAAUUGCUAAGUGGCUGAAAGCUAGUAUAUAAAGAAUUCAAAAUGCCAUAAUUGA
This is a messenger RNA of Paramecium tetraurelia, 501 nucleotides long. RefSeq lists its product as uncharacterized. The record is from RefSeq and is a predicted model, not a curated record. The transcript has 2 exons. Lineage: Eukaryota; Ciliophora; Oligohymenophorea; Peniculida; Parameciidae.